Molecule: messenger RNA, 606 nt
Organism: Gongylonema pulchrum
Lineage: Eukaryota; Metazoa; Nematoda; Chromadorea; Rhabditida; Gongylonematidae
Source: the annotation of a GenBank genome assembly
GUGCGUGCGCUCUCAGCGCUGAUGACGUACAAAUGUGCAGUAGUGGAUGUACCAUUCGGCGGUGCUAAAGGUGCUGUGAAAAUCGACCCACGGAAGUAUUCGGAACAUGAAAUCGAAAAAAUAACUCGUCGCCUGACGAUUGAGCUUGCAAAAAAAGGAUUUCUGGGACCUGGAGUGGAUGUUCCGGCUCCAGAUAUGGGAACGAGUGAACGUGAAAUGGCCUGGAUUGCCGAUACUUAUGCACAGACUGUUGGACAACAGGAUAGAGAAGCGUAUGCCUGUGUUACUGGAAAACCGAUUGUCUCCGGCGGUAUAGAGCUCUUUACCGUAUUGUUCCCAGUUGUACGAGAUGAAUUGUGUGGGCCUAAAAUUUUUAUUUCCUUUUGCAGAAUUGCAGGAAUUCGGGGAAGAACAACUGCUACUGGACGUGGAAUCUGGCAAGCACUGGAUGCUUUUGUUAACAGCGAGCAGUACAUGAGGAGGGUAGGAUUGACCACUGGCUUGCAAGGAAAAAAAUUUAUUACUCAGGUGCUCUUCAGUUCAACUUUAUUUUUUUUUUUAUUGAUGCUUAGGCUGCGUCACAUUUGGUCCUGUUGCCCUCACUAA